Molecule: messenger RNA, 2212 nt
Organism: Amphiprion ocellaris (clown anemonefish)
Lineage: Eukaryota; Metazoa; Chordata; Actinopteri; Pomacentridae
Gene: sergef
Product: secretion regulating guanine nucleotide exchange factor
Exons: 11
Coding region: 37-1260 (407 amino acids)
Source: RefSeq, a predicted model, not a curated record
UGUCGUAAAGCAAACAGGACUCUUGAUAGGUGCUCCAUGGAAACGCGCUCACGGCUGGAGUUUUGUUUACACUCUUGGGGAGCCAACAGUUACGGCCAGCUGGGACAGCGACAUGUGGAGGACCAGGCUGCGCCUCGGCUCGCCGACACCGCGGCUCUGCAGAGCAGGGCGGUCCGGACCGUCAGCGGCGGCGGGGGACACACCGUGGUUAUCACCGAGAGUGGAGAGGUGUUUGUGUGCGGCCAGAACCACAGAGGUCAGCUGGGACUCGGUCACAAUGCAGAUAUUUCAACUCUUCAACUCUGCCCGGUCUUGAAUCAGAGAAUCACACACACAGCCUGUGGUUGGGAUUUUACUCUUCUACUCACUGAUUGUGGUCAGCUACUGGCUUGUGGAUCCAAUGCGUUUGGACAACUGGGUGUUGCACAGAAAGUCACGUACUCUGCAGAGCCACUGGUUAUUGAGAGUCUGAAGGAGCCAAUAUUGAGUGUAGCUGCAGGACUUAGACAUGCGCUUGCUGUUACUGACUCAGGCUGUGUGUAUCAGUGGGGAACCGGUCUUUUCAGUCAUGCUAAGAGAGCACUCAGUCCACACCCUGUCCCACCACACCUCAGCUCUAAGGUGCCGUCUCUAGUACCGGGUCUGGAUCAGACGACAGCACACCUGGUAGCGGCAGGCUCGGUACACUGUGUGUGUCUUACAGGAGAUGGUGAUUUGUUUCUUUGGGGCAGCAACAAGCAUGGCCAGCUCACCACCACAGAGUGUUUCCUGUCUUCUGCUACUCUUCUGAGGCGAUCUCUGUUGGACGGAGAGAAAAUUAUAAAUGUAUGGAGCGGCUGGACACACACUAUUGCUCAAACAGAGAGUGGCAGAGUGUUCACAUGGGGCAGAGGAGAUUAUGGACAACUUGGCCGACAAGCAACAGCCAGUCGGGACCCGGAGCAGCAGUCAGCUGGCCCUGUAACAGAAGGUGGCAGCCAGGAGGUCUGCCUCCCUGUAGAGGUUAAAGCCCUCCGUGGAGCGACACAGAUUACAUGUGGAUCUGAACAUAACCUUGCCAUUGUUGGGGGCUGUCUCCUCUCAUGGGGCUGGAAUGAACAUGGGAUGUGUGGAGACGGUUCACAGGGCGACGUCUUUCAUCCACAGCUCGUUCCGGGUCUAAAGCCUCUUCUCAUUGCCUGUGGAGCCGGACACUCCAUGGCAGUGUGCCCAGCGUCGACUGGCUCAAGACAAAACUCUGCACCGACUCCACUUGAGUAACGUUGGAGCAGCAGCAGCAUUUAUUGAGCAGGACAAUCAGAGAAGAAGUGGCAGAAAAAGAAUGAUUUGGGGAAUUAACACAUUUCUGUUUUUUGGCUUGUAAAGCCAAAAUCUAAUCAUUUUAAGUGCCGUUAUCUAUGCAGUAGCUUUCACCCUUUAGAGGCUACCUGAGCUACUUGAAAAUGUCACACUUCAAACCGCAGUUAUAAAUACUCUUGUGUGUUUGGACACAGGCUGAGUUAUGUUUCAUGUGACAGAGGCCAUCAUUUUGAUGGACAUGAUAGGGCCAAUGGCUUUGCAGGACAUGGCUGUGCCUAUGGCUGCUGGUCCACCUGCCACACUUGUCUUCCUGAAUGAAGCCACUAUGGAUCAUGUGAGGGAUGGGCUGGACGGGUGCUAUAGCUCCAUCUUCUCAUGUCAGUUGGUUUAUUGCUGUGAUCUUGAGUGUCACAAUGUAAUCAAUCUCUGCACUUCAUAGUGAAAAUCUUUCUCAUCUUGUGAUUUAUCACUUACACAUAUAGGAUAGUAUUGUUUUGUUUUACAACUGUUCACCACUUAUUUAUGUUCGUCAGGCUGUGUCAUACUCUUCCCUGUCCUGUUUGUGUCCUUUGCACCAUUUUUGUACUCCAUUAAUCCCUCUGGGAAGAAACUCUUCCACUGCAUUAGUCCCAACCUACAUAUUCAUAAGCAUAAGCUGUGGACAUCCGCAGUGCAGCACCUGGGUAACACCUGCAUUUCUCAAGUCAGCACUUUGGUCAAAGGCAAAGACUCAGAAUGGCACGUCUGCCUUAUAUUUACUUUUUUAUUUAAGAGUUUCUUAUUUUGUCACUGUAUUUUAUGCAGAUUAUAUGUGAAAAACCUUCAUGGUAUCAAAAUUAUGCAUUAAUGAAAGUUAAAGUACUUCUAACUGGGUUAAUUUAAAAAAAAUAAAUCAACACUCACUGAAAAACGA